AUGGUGAUUGUCUCGCCAAUUCUAGAGCGCGACUUCAGCGACCGAGAAACGAUUUGGAACACGGCCGUCGUCAUUUCCAACAGGGGCGAGUAUCUUGGAAAGACGAGAAAGAAUCAUAUUCCACGAGUCGGCGAUUUCAACGAGUCUACUUAUUAUAUGGAAGGCGAGGAUGGUCAUCCAGUUUUUGAAACCGACUUUGGAAAAGUCGCCAUCAACAUCUGUUACGGGCGACACCACCCACUCAACUGGAUGGGAUACGGUCUCAACGGCGCUGAGAUCGUUUUCAACCCCUCCGCAACUGUCGGUGCGCUUUCCGAACCCAUGUGGGGCAUUGAAGGACGAUGUGCUUCAAUCGCAUGGGGCUACUUUACUGGAAACAUCAACCGAGUUGGAACUGAGCAUUUCCCGAAUGAGUUCACAAGCGCUAACGGAAAGCCAGCGCACAAGGAUUUUGGACACUUCUAUGGAUCAAGCUAUGUUGGAGCUCCUGACGCGACCAGAACCCCGGGACUUUCCCGAACAGAAGAAGGCCUCCUCGUUUCCGAAGUCGAUCUCAACCACAUUCGUCAAGUGCGCGAUAGCUAG
Messenger RNA from Oikopleura dioica, 585 nucleotides. The record is from the annotation of a GenBank genome assembly. NCBI's taxonomy places the organism in Eukaryota, Metazoa, Chordata, Appendicularia, Copelata, Oikopleuridae.